Messenger RNA from Dioszegia hungarica, 1536 nucleotides. RefSeq names its product general substrate transporter. The transcript is spliced from 12 exons. NCBI's taxonomy places the organism in Eukaryota, Fungi, Basidiomycota, Tremellomycetes, Tremellales, Bulleribasidiaceae. Gene Ontology annotation, biological process: transmembrane transport; carbohydrate transport. Bases 1 to 1536 code for a protein of 511 amino acids. Gene Ontology annotation, cellular component: membrane. Gene Ontology annotation, molecular function: carbohydrate:proton symporter activity. The record is from RefSeq and is a predicted model, not a curated record.
AUGAGCAAGUAUAUCGAUUCUGAGGCGCAUCGAGCCGUACGAGCGCACACCAAGCCUGCGCCUAUCAAUUAUGUGGCCGCGAUCUUCGCUGCGAUUGGCUCGUUCCUCUUUGGAUACGAUAGUGGUAUCAUCGGAUCCGUCAUCUCGGACAGCUAUGACCAAUUCCACAGCUACUUCAACAAGCCCGAUUCGAGCAUUACCGGCGCGGUCGUUUCCGUAUUUGCUGGCGGGGCGUUCUUUGGCGCUCUGCUGGCGGGCGAGACGGCCGAUCGUUUGGGUAGGCGAAGGACUAUCCAGCUUGGCGCUCUGAUUGCCGUCGUUGGAUGCGCCAUCCAGACCGGUGCGGUCCAUAUCGCCAUGCUCAUUGUCGGCCGAUUCAUCGCUGGUCUCUCUAUCGGGGUGCUCAGUAUGAUUGUUCCGGUGUACCAAGCCGAGAUCUCGCCUCCCCAUGCUCGCGGACUCCUCUCUGGCUGGACCCAGCUCAUGAUCGUCUGGGGCUUCUUCGCUGCCAACUGGAUCGGCUACGGCUGCCAAUUCCUCAAGAACGACGGACAAUGGCGUAUCCCCCUCGCCAUCCAGAUCGUCCCCGCUAUUUUCCUCUUCUUCGGGAUGUUCAUUCUCCCGUACUCGCCCCGAUGGCUCGCCAAGCAGGGCCGGCUGGAAGAGGCCAAGGCGACCCUCUUGCGCCUGCACGGCGGCAACAAGCGCGCCAACCACGAGAUCAUCGAGCAGGAGUUUGACGAGAUGAUGGCUCAGAUUGCGUGGGAAAACGAGAACCUGGCUACCAGCUACAAAGACCUGAUCGCCGACAAGGCCAGUCGCCACAGGACUCUUUGCGGUUGUCUUGUUCAGGCCAUGUGCCAGUGGACCGGUGUCAACGUCAACAACUACUUUGGUCCGACCAUCUACAAGAACCUCGGAUUCGGCGGCAACACCACUCUCCUGAUCAACGGUGUCUCGGGUGCAUGGCAGGUCGUUGUCGUAUGGGUCUUCAUCCAGUUCAUCGUGGACCGCGUGGGACGUCGCAAGCCCCUCAUCGUCGGACCCAUCCUCAUGGCCGUCUUCCUCGCAUGGCAAGCCGGUAUCGCCUCCCUCUUCUCGGUCGAGGGGUACGCCAACCUCGGCGCCGGCGUAGCCGGUCUCGUCUCCAUCUUCCUCUUCUCUGGCGCCUUCUCUGCGUCGUUCGGCCCCGUUAGCUGGAUCUACCAGUCCGAGAUCUUCCCGAUGAACCAGCGCGCCCUGGGUACCGCCGUAUCGACCGCCUCCAACUGGCUCAACAAUGUUAUUAUCGGCCAGAUCACGCCGUAUGGGUUUGAGCGGCUCGGAUGGAAGUACUUCUUCAUCUAUGUCGCGACGAACUGCAGUAAUGCCGUCGUGUCGUACUUCUUGUUCCCUGAGACCAAAGGCAAGACGCUCGAGGAGAUCGGCUUGCUGUUUGGGGACACCAACGUCCGCGUACCCGAAUUCCACGGCGCCCGCGACACCGUCAUGGAGGGACGGCACGACGAGAAGGGCGAGAUUGCCCACCAGCACUGA